GCGGAUUGGAAAAAUCCUGACAGCCCAGCCUCUUGCAUAUUAGUAUAGCAGCACACCUCGACCAACACCCGCAUCAGACGCGAUAUCUACUGCCCAUUCCCGCUCGAGAUUCUUACACGGCAGAGUCGUUUCUUCGCUGCUGUCCGACCGCAUCUUCUGCACCGUACCCGCCUCCCAAAUUGCGCCCCUUCCAACCGCCACCCUGGCUCAAUCAAUCACCAUGCCGAAUACACCACCGCCGGCGUUACUGCCCCCACCAGAAGGCAUCUUCCGGACCUUUGACGACUUGAUGGCCUCCGUCCAGCGUGUCGCCAAGGACCAGGGCUACGGAAUUGUCAAGUUGCGCGCCUCCAACUACCGCGACGGAAAGCCCACCCGCUACGACUUGGUCUGCGACCGCGGCGGCGUCAAGUACAACAGCACAGCGAAGAAGCGCAAUCCCUCCACUCGCAAGAUCGACUGCCCUUUUCGCGCAAAGGCUGUCUGCGAAGUCCAGCUGGGAAAUCAAUGGCGCUUUGCCAUCCAAGAGGGCCGUCACAACCACGAACCACGCGUCCCUGCUGGCACACCCGGCCAGGAGAAUGCCCCGUUGGCCACCUCGAUCCGAUCCUUCACCAACAAGCUCGAUCGCCUCAACCACGACAUGACCCAGGGCCUGAUGCGCAUCGAGCAACGCCUUGAAAACAUUGAGAAGCGAAUGGAAAACCUCGAGGCCCGUGCCGGCGGAUACGAACCCCGGUUCCAGGCCAUCGAGUCCCGACUCCAAGGCAUGGAAGGCCCGCGCAUGGACGGCAUGGGCAUGGACGACGUCGAGUCGCGCCUGCUAGCCUCAACGGUCAUGUAGGGAAAUGACCAGAGUGCUGGACACGCUGUGGGAGGGAGCUCGUAAGGAUCCCCUCCAGGUGAGGUGGGCCUCGAGACCUCAG
Ilyonectria robusta is the source of this 926-nucleotide messenger RNA. RefSeq lists its product as uncharacterized. Bases 221 to 844 code for a protein of 207 amino acids. The transcript has a single exon. NCBI's taxonomy places the organism in Eukaryota, Fungi, Ascomycota, Sordariomycetes, Hypocreales, Nectriaceae. The record is from RefSeq and is a predicted model, not a curated record.